Rosa chinensis is the source of this 1137-nucleotide messenger RNA. RefSeq lists its product as uncharacterized. The transcript is spliced from 2 exons. The coding region runs from base 334 to 1137 and encodes 267 amino acids. Lineage: Eukaryota; Viridiplantae; Streptophyta; Magnoliopsida; Rosales; Rosaceae. The record is from RefSeq and is a predicted model, not a curated record. Gene Ontology annotation, molecular function: protein binding.
AAUUACAUCUAAGUUAUUGACAGAAUAUUGUUUGACAGAUACAUCCUUAAAAGAUGAAAUUAAACAUCCAAGGACAAAAUCUUACAGAUAAGGACAAGUUGAUCUCCACUUGCCACCUGUUAUAAGGUUAAUUACUUAUUUGCCCUUAACUUAUUUUUUUGGGAAUAUAUUCCCUUACUGCUACAGAGACCGUCUCUCUCUCUCUCUCUAUCUUUCUCCUUCGUCAGCGACAGCUUCUUCUUCUUCUUCUUUAAUUUGAAACGCAGUGAGAGAACCCGUCCAUGGAAGCUUUCCAAUUUCUCUUCUCCUAUUGAAAGCGAUCGAAUUUCCAUUAUGUCAAAGUCAACAUUUGGAAGAUUUACAUAUGGGACAGAGACUAUUCUUUUACCGUUGUCAUCAAGCACCACGUAUGAAAAUUUGUGUGCCAAAAUUUCCUCAAGGUUUCGAAACCUCAAGGAUGGUCAAUUUGUUUUUAGAUAUGCACUUAACGAUUGCCCCAAUUGCUACUUAGAGUGUGACGAUGAUAUUUUGAUCAUGUUGGAUAUCUUCCAACUGCUAAAUUUUCCCUUUAUAGAUAUACAUGUUCUUAAUGUUGGAGCUUGUUCCAAGAUGUGUGUCGAUAAACAGGAAAUUGCUGCUACUGUGGAUACUGCUAUUGUUAAUAUCCCUGAACUUGUUGAUGAAGAUCAUGCUAGUAGUGAUGAUUCAAACCUUGAGGAUGACAACAACAUGAUAAUUGGAAAUUUUGUGAGCAACAAGUCUAAAAGGAAGUAUAUGUCUAGUGAUUGGAAUGACAAUAUAUAUAAGAUUGGUCAAGUUUUCAUUGGUGGUGCCGUCGAAUUUCGGGAUAAGUUGUGCAAGUUUGCAGUUGAGAAGGGGUUUGAGUUUAACUAUGUUAAGAAUGACAAGUGCCGUGUUAGUGCUACUUGUGCCAAGAAAGAUUCCGAUGGGUGUGAAUGGUAUGUUUAUGCUUCCUUAAACAAGGCUAGUGGUUAUUUCCAUAUAAUAAAGUUGGUGAAUAAUCAUUCUUGUGUUGGUGUUGUCCGGCAUCAAAAUCAUAAGAGGUUAGGAUCCAAAGUUAUUUCCACUAUUAUGGCUGAUAAAGUCAGAUCCGAUCCUGUGACUAGUUUGUACUAA